This is a messenger RNA of Trichophyton benhamiae CBS 112371, 1854 nucleotides long. RefSeq lists its product as uncharacterized. The record is from RefSeq and is a predicted model, not a curated record. Lineage: Eukaryota; Fungi; Ascomycota; Eurotiomycetes; Onygenales; Arthrodermataceae. The coding region runs from base 1 to 1854 and encodes 617 amino acids. The transcript is spliced from 3 exons.
AUGCUGAGCGUUUUCAACACCGCGGCGGUCACGAUUGUUAAUUAUGAAUCCGCAUAUGACCCGCACUCUCCAAAUCUACAACGUCGGGGAAUUGGUCGAGAAGAUUGGACGAAGGCAGUAGUGAAUGGUGCCGAUGAGAAAUCACCGCGAUGGAGACAUCUCCUUUUGCUAGGAGGGCUGUUGCUCGGGUUCGAAGGUCAAAACCGACGAGGUUUAUCAUAUGCCUUAAGGAAAAAGCUCGAGGCUGCUCUAGUCACCGGGAUACAACUAGCUUUAGAUGAGCUUCGAUCUAGUCCGACAAUUGCUGCAUAUACGAUAGUACUCGUCCUUAACUACACUUUCGAAUUAUUAUCCGACUGGGAACGAAGCAGGAUAAAUUACGACGUCUUGCUUCCCGUGUUAGCCGAUGCCGCCUUUAUGUCUCCGGAAGGCCUUGAAUCUGGCUACUUCCUGGGCUCCAUCGACAGGGGUAUUGAAGAAAUCCCUGGCCAGGGUAAAUUUUGCUGGAAAGAAGACUCGCCGUCGUACUAUCAAGCAAAGGAUAUAUUAAUGAGACCGCUUGUGGCUACAUUUGGCCCACUGUCGAGACUCAUUGCUCAUGCGGUCGAGAGCACCAGCAACCGCGGCCAGGUUAUACAAGUGCUAGACUCACUCUUCGAGCUGUCCAGGACACUGAUGGUUCAGUGGCGUCAAAACAAAUUGUCAGAAAUCGAUCAAUCCGAGGAGUCCGAAUUCCUAGAUACGGCCUCAUUACAGACAACUAUUCCUACACUUUGGAAGUUACUAAAUAUACCCCUCUUUUCUUUUAUCAUUGUUCUCCGGGCAAUUCUCGGAAGGGUGCUCAAUGAUCCUAUUCUUGCCGCUGAUAGGAGUAGCCCUUUUAUUGCCUCUAAGUCUCUUAAAUCCCUUCGGCAUCUUGCAUUUAUUACCGCAAGAGCCGGGUAUAGCAGUUCAUCACAAUAUGUCUUCGUCAACUUAACUGCCAUUGAUAUCCUUGCCCAAUAUCCUGAUCUGUCGGAAGACUUUUUGGAAGAGAUUCGGCCAUCCGACUCAUCGAAAAUCCCCGCCCAUCCACUCGAUAGGUGUCUAGACCUUUUUUUCCUCAACACAGCGGAACAUUUCAGCCUGAUAGUAUCACCCAUGCUAAAUGAGCGACUCCUCCUAUCAGCAGCACAACCUUAUCUUGCGGCUGGUGGGAAUAACCAUCUCCUAGAAAUUUUUGAAUCUGCUCAUAGUGUGGUUCUUGCUGUUCUUGCAGCUCCACAGAGUGCCAAUAUGGCCGCAAAACACCUUCCCUCUUAUGUUGAUACCCUUUUUACCGUUUUCCCGCAAAACUUAUCCGCAAGGCAAUUCCGCCUCGCAUUCAAAACCAUUCUCAAGAUAACGGCCCCCCCAUCACCACUUGCCAACAGCCAACCGUAUUUACCCUCAGUUUUCCUCCAACUCUUAUACGAUAGAGCUAUCAACGCACCCACAACACCUCUACUUCCUCCAGCAACUGACUCAAAUCCAAACCCAGCACCUGAGGACCUUUCAGAGCAAGGUGUACUGACGAUGACCAUAAUCGAUGGUCUUCCAUAUCUCCGAGUCGAACUACUUGAGGACUGGUUAGACCUAACUGUUGACUUGAUAAACCGGAUUCAUGACCAAGAGAUAAGGAGAAAGUGUCAAGAGAAGUUUUGGGAUACGUUAAGUAACGGAGACAUGGAUGUGGAACGAGCCAAUUUUUGCGUGACAUGGUGGAGCACACGGUCAGGGAGAGAUAUGCUUCUCCGGAAAUCCGAAGAAGAGGAUACCCAACUGUAUAGCAUGAGCGGUGGUGUGGCCAUGCAACCCACACAGAGCAAACUAUAG